AUGUCACUUCGGCAACUUGUGUCUGGCGAUGCCGACUGCGGCCCUGCCAAUCCUGCAUUAGAAUUGUUGAAACAGUUUGAACAGGACCAGUCACUAACACAGGAUUUAGUCAGGAGAGAAGCUGUGGGAGAGGGAUCGUCGAAAUCGGCAUUUCGUGCACACUUUCACCAAGCAUCAGUAACGGAUCAUGAGCUUGCAAAUGACUUCUUUCUCGACGCAACCCACCAACCUCCACCCUUCAAUCCACAAGAAAACACUUUUCAAUUUAAUCACAUGAACCAAGAAUUAUCAACAAUGUAUCAACCGACACAGGAAGGCUCCAACGCCGCCUGGGUAUCCGAAUUCCUGGGGCGACCAAACGAAGAACCUAGCAUAAUUGCUCAUGACCCAAUAUAUGACGAUUUUGAAAACGCAUUUAGGAAUGCUCAAGGCAUGAGUAGUUGGGCUGAGGAUUUUGCCCAGUUUACAUCACCACCCACGAGGAUCGAUCCCGACGAGGCCGCAGCAUUUGAAAAAGCGUUUGAGGAAGCGGAAAAUCGUGCGGUUUGGCAAUCGGAAUUUCAGACACAAGAAUCAUCAUGGGCAUCUGAAUUCCAAGAACAAGAAUCUACUUCUGGAGAUGCUAAAACUGAACUUGCAAGAACCGCCAGGAAGUUGAUGGACACUGUGAGUGAGGAAACAAAUCCAAAAUUCAGGAACUCGGUUUUUUUCAACUUUAUAAAAAAUUUGGGCGAUGAGCGUCUUUCAAUUGAGGGUAAUAAAGUAGUAGCACAAGAAUCGCCUGUGUCAAAGUAA
This is a messenger RNA of Paraglomus brasilianum, 795 nucleotides long. The record is from the annotation of a GenBank genome assembly. NCBI's taxonomy places the organism in Eukaryota, Fungi, Glomeromycota, Glomeromycetes, Paraglomerales, Paraglomeraceae.